Messenger RNA from Poecilia reticulata (guppy), 2039 nucleotides. RefSeq names its product coiled-coil domain-containing protein 172. The record is from RefSeq and is a predicted model, not a curated record. Lineage: Eukaryota; Metazoa; Chordata; Actinopteri; Cyprinodontiformes; Poeciliidae. Gene Ontology annotation, cellular component: cytoplasm.
CAUUUUAAUUAAUUCUACUACGUACAGAAUAGAUUUAUCAAAAGUAGGUCUAUCAAAAGUGGUCAAAAAAUAAUUAGCAAUUUAUCAGCAAUAUAAAUUUCUGAUAAUUUGCCAGCAACCAGUGCAUGACCUGCUAGCUUAGGCUAGAUACACGCAGAGGAAAAGUCUGUCUUUUUGUGCUCUGACUAUCUUAACACAAAAGAUUUUAUACAGUUGAAAAAAAAAUUGUAAGAUAAUUGUCAAUAUGAGUUUAGACUCACUCUUUCAACAAAUUCUCCAGACUGAAUAUCAGCUGUCGGAACAGACACAAAAACUCAAAGAUGUAAAAGUGGAAAUUAUCCGAUGCAAUGAGAAGAUUAAGAGUGAAACUGACAAAUAUAAGCAGAUCACAGAGGAACUUGAUAAAAAGGCUGAGCAGUUGUCCACCAUGACUCUGCAGUGUGAUAUGAUGAGGAAAUGCAAAGACCAGGCAUUGAAGAAAAUUGAGGAGCAGCUUUGUCAGCAGAGUCACCUCAUGGAUCGUCUGGCCAGGAUCAAGAAGGAAUCUAAAGAAGAAGAGCAGCAGUUCCUCCAGGAGAUCACCAAAUUCAAUACUGACUUCAGCCUGGCAGGGAACAUCGCAGCCGUGCUGGAGAGCCAGACUCGCGCUGAGAUCCUGGCCCUUCACAUGGAGGUGGAAGCUUUACUCAAAGAGAUGAAUGAGAUGAAAAGCAGGAACAGCCACAUGAGCUCCACACUGGAGGAACGGAGGCGGCUGCUGCUAGAACUGCAGGAGCUGGAGAACAUCCAGAGAGACCUGGAUCGGCAGACGAAGGAGGCCCGAGCACAGACUGACUCUCUGGGGUCAGAGGUCGAGUUCGUCAGUCAGAAGCACCUCACCGACAGCACCUGUCUGAGCCUGAGGAAGGAGCUGGAGCUGCAGAAAGAUGAAGACCUUGAACAACUGCGGCGGUCCCUGACCUCCGAGGUGCAGCUCCUCCAGGAAAAACUGAAGAGCAGCCAGGAAAGAGAGCAGCAUUAGGAUUGGCCCACCGAUUCAGGAUGUUUACAUUUACCAUCAGCAUUACUGGUUAUGUUGCAAUAAUACUUAGUUAUACUUUAUUUAAUGAUAUAUUAUCUAACUCUCCUAUAAUUCCUAGUUUUUGACAGCAUUGUCAGUCGUUAUUUGUUAACAUUUAUCAACAUAAUUCUGUACAUGAAGUUUGUUUAUAAUAAGUUGCUGACUGUUGAGAAGAAAAUUACAAAUGACAAUAUAAUGAUAAUUUUAAUAUAUUUGUUUAUUUUUUUGUAUGUUUUAUGUCUAAAGCAUUUUCAGGUGCAGAGUUGUAAAAAAUGUCCUAAAAAUUAACAUUUUCAGGUAAACGUCACAAUUUCAAAAUGGCAAACUGUAGUAAGGAGGAUAAGAAAAACAAUUAGUUUACACUGCCCUCACAUGUACAAAGAGUGGUACUGUAGUAAUAUGUGUCGAGUCAAACACUGGAGAGCUGCUGCCAUGUCCCUGUAAGGUUUUUUUAUUACCUGGACUCCUGUGUUUUUAUCACAUUGGACUUUUUGUAUUUAUUUUUAAAACCAUAGCCACAAAUGAGUCUGGGAUGAGUUCUGUACACAACAUUUUGGUUCAACUGUGACUUAAAAAUAGGAAAGUCACUCAGUAAUGGAGUUGUUGAAUGAUAAAGUUAAGGACAUUCAAACGUGUAUGGUAUUUUUACUACAAAAAAAUGUAUUAAUGAAGUUAUUGUAAUAAUGUUGGUAUUUAAGCUCAGACUAGCUUUUAGAUGUUCAAGUUUACUUUUAGUGCAGAAUUUCAGUCGCAUGCGUACCUAUCCUGUAGGCUCAGAUAAGAACAUACACCCUCACUAAUAGUUGGUUAAAUGUAAUUUCUGUAAUUUUUCUGUCUGAACAUUUGAACUCUGUUCCUAUCUAGUUGAUGAGAGAGUUGAGUUUUUGGUGCUUCCUGGGUUGUCCUUUAACUUCUUGAAUAAUUUUCAUUCAUUGGAUGUUGAAGUUUGGGUACCGUAAUAAACCAUAUUUGAAAGCUG